GUUGUCGCAAAUCAUAAGUAGUUCAAUAUCCACGAAUUCUACGUUUAUCUUACGCCAAAGAAUCGGUAUCCAUCAAUUCCACGUCCUCUUCCACAGCAACGUACAGACUCUGAAUAACGAACUGUGUAUUGUUUCCGUGAUUAAUCGAUAUUUUCGAGUAAAAUUCAUGUGGAUGAUUUACCACCGGUUCAAGCACUGUUUGACAUUCCAUACUAAAUAUCUAAUAAAACCUGUGUCGUGAUCAUAAACUCAGGAAUAAUGGCAUCAGCGUCGAGUACCAGUGCUCGGAGUUUAUUCGUUGAAUCAAAGAUUCGUUUGGCUGAUAAAGUCCAGGUGAAUGUAAACAAUAUCGCAUCACUAGCCAGGCAGAUUCAACGUGGAUCCAAGAGUUCUGAGAUUCUAAUGCACGCGGCAAAGAAUUUCGCCCAGCAGGAGCAUGGCCUAGACAACGCUGAAAACAACCUCAACAAGCUCAUGCUCAUAACAUCCCACCUGGAGUAUCAGUUGAAUGCAGUCGACAGAAGCUCAGCGAAGCUGGAGGAUGUUACUGAGCAAGUGAGGGCGAUGCAGCGAUAAUCAAUUAAUUUUCAAGCUCUCCAGGGGAAUAAAACAUGAGAAAAAGAAAUUAUCAUCUAGAGCAAUUAACGAUGAUAACGAAUCGCCAGGUGUCUGCACUCUACACUCGCGAUAAGAGUGACCGUGGAACCUCUGGUGAUGUGACCCAUCACCUUCACUUCCUCUGUACUAGGCCAUCAUACGUUUCAUUUCUGAAGACAACGGUUUUGCUGUCCUCUACCAACGGCCAACGUUUUCCCCACUGGAAGGGAUUGUCAUUUACUUGACAUUCUACUGAGUAAUUCGUCUGGGGCUAGUUUGCCUCGUGCUCUUGAUAGAGAAUGAAAAUAAAAAAUGACUAGACUGAUUGUUGCAACGAUUUGGUGUAUUGCUCGCAUGAGUUAAUGCCGGCGAAUUGAACAAGAGGGGCGGCUCAUGAGGCGCACAAUCGUCGAAUCGUUGUUUCCUGGCGUAUAGGAGUGAACGCAACUGCCAACAGUAGUUUCAGUUCGUUUCAGUCCACAUUCAGACACGCCACCGCACGGUUCAACGUCGACGUCGUCUUCAUGACGUUCGUUAGUGUGCCAAACAUUAAAAUUCGUUGGCAAUUGAUCUAUUGAGAUUUUUCGACAGCCCUCCCUGCCAAGUUUCUAGUUCACUUGUGAUUUUUAAUCAAUGUGGGAUGACUCUUCAUUUAUGAG
This is a messenger RNA of Diachasmimorpha longicaudata, 1256 nucleotides long. RefSeq names its product BLOC-1-related complex subunit 7 (gene BORCS7). Lineage: Eukaryota; Metazoa; Arthropoda; Insecta; Hymenoptera; Braconidae. Bases 259 to 576 code for a protein of 105 amino acids. The record is from RefSeq and is a predicted model, not a curated record. Gene Ontology annotation, cellular component: BORC complex. The transcript has 3 exons.